Pedinophyceae sp. YPF-701 is the source of this 1212-nucleotide messenger RNA. The record is from the annotation of a GenBank genome assembly. NCBI's taxonomy places the organism in Eukaryota, Viridiplantae, Chlorophyta, Pedinophyceae.
AUGAACAGCGCCGCGGCGGCGUGCAGGGGCCUCCCCGCGCGUCGCUCGCUCAGGACCGGCAUGGCUGCGGUGUCGGGAUGUCCUCUCCCGCGAGGUCGCGCCGGUCCGCGCCGGUCCGCCGCGGGGCAGCGCCGGUCGGGCGGGUGCGCGCGGCUGCGCGUGGAGGCGCUCGACGCCGCGAUGCCGUUCGACUACGAGUCCAAGAUGAAGGAGCGGAUGUGGAAGGAGAAGCAGCUCAAGGUGGGCAUCGUCGGGUUCGGCAACUUCGGCCAGUUCAUCGCGAAGCGCCUCAUCACGCACGGACACCGCGUCAUCGCCACCUCGCGCGGAGACUACACCGACGCGGCGACGCAGAUCGGCGCGUCCUUCUUCGGCGACCCGGACGACUUCUGCGAGGAGCACCCGGACGUGGUCAUCCUGUGCUCGUCGAUCAUCAGCACCAAGGCGGUCGUCGAGUCGCUCCCGUGGGCGCGCCUGCGGCGCAGCACCCUCGUGGUGGACGUGCUGUCCGUGAAGGAGUUCCCGAAGCAGCUCUUCCUCCACGCGCUCCCGCGGCACUUCGACCUGCUGUGCACGCACCCCAUGUUCGGCCCGGACUCGGGGCGCGACUCGUGGCAGGGGCUCACGUUCAUGUACGAGCGCGUGCGCGUGGGGCCCGACCGGCGGCGGAAGGAGCGGUGCGACGCGUUCCUGCAGUUCUGGGAGGGCGAGGGGUGCCGGAUGGUGGAGAUGACGUGCGAGGAGCACGACCGGCAGGCGGCGUCGUCGCAGUUCAUCACGCACACCGUCGGGCGCAUGCUCGGGCAGAUGGAGCUGGCGCCGACGGACAUCAACACGCGCGGGUUCGAGAGCCUCCUGUCGCUGGUGAACAACACCAAGAACGACUCGUUCGACCUGUACUACGGCCUCUUCAUGUACAACCAGAACGCCACCGAGGAGCUCGAGAAGCUCGAGAUGGCCUUCGACAGCGUCAAGCGGCGGCUCUUCGACGAGCUGCACGGCGUGCUGCGGCAGCAGCUCUUCUCGACGGAGAAGGGGUCCAUCGGGCUCGCGGACGGCGGGCUGCGCGCGCCGCCGCCCACGCAGGGGUACCCCAUGGCGCCGCAGAGCCUGCCGCCGCCGGCGGGGGACGCGGGCGGCGCGGUGGUGGACGUGGACGCCGUGGACGCCGCGCAGGACCACGCGGGGCGCCGGACGGGCCGGCGGCGCUGA